UGGUGCGCUGUGUCCCUCGGACACAGCGGAUCACCGAUCACGGAAAGAGCUGAAGAUGUCGGCUCAGUCAUGUGAUCAGCUGUGUCCAAUCACAGCUGAUCACAUCAGUGCCACCUGUCAAAGUCCAUCAGUCCCAGCUGUCAGUGCCGAUCAGUGCCACGUGCCAGUGCCUAUCAGUGCCACAUCAAUGCCACAUAUCAGUGCAUACCAGUGCACAUCAAUGCCACAUAUCAGUGCCCAUCUGAGCUGCCUUUCAGUGUCAUCCAUCAGUGUCAGUCAGUGCCACCUAUCAAUGCCAACCAGGGCCACCUAUCAGUGCCAGUCAGUGCAGCCUAUCAGUGUGCAUCAGUGCCACCUAUCAGUGCCAUUAAGUGCCGCCUGACAGUGCCAUAUAUCAGUGCCAUGUAUCAGUGCUGCCUUUCAGUGCCCAUCAGUGAUGCCUGUCAAUGCCCAUCAGUG
Molecule: messenger RNA, 459 nt
Organism: Staurois parvus
Lineage: Eukaryota; Metazoa; Chordata; Amphibia; Anura; Ranidae
Source: the annotation of a GenBank genome assembly